Messenger RNA from Microplitis demolitor, 2993 nucleotides. RefSeq names its product GPI inositol-deacylase (gene PGAP1). The transcript is spliced from 6 exons. Gene Ontology annotation, molecular function: phosphatidylinositol deacylase activity. Gene Ontology annotation, biological process: endoplasmic reticulum to Golgi vesicle-mediated transport; GPI anchor metabolic process. NCBI's taxonomy places the organism in Eukaryota, Metazoa, Arthropoda, Insecta, Hymenoptera, Braconidae. Gene Ontology annotation, cellular component: endoplasmic reticulum. The record is from RefSeq and is a predicted model, not a curated record. The coding region runs from base 198 to 2993 and encodes 931 amino acids.
AAUAGUAGUUUUACUCAUUCGUAUUAUGGAGUCGUAAAAAUGAAAUUAAACCAAAUAUUGGAUAGUUAUAUGUUAAAUAAAAAUAUAUUUAAAUAAUAUUCUAUAAUAUUUAUUAAUAAAUUUUUAAGUUAAAUUUUUUUUUAUAAAAAAAACAUAACUUUUAUCUAAUAAAUACGACAGUAAAAAUAAACCGAAAAAUGGUGAAAUUAAUAAUUUAUACUUGUUUAUUGUCAUUAUGUCUUAUUUCUUUUGGAAUAUAUAUUUUGGGAGUUGCACAUUAUGUCACUGACCUGGAAGAGAAUACAUGUGACAUGACUUAUAUGUUUGAAUAUCCUCAAUACGUGAGAAUAAAAUUGGAUAAUGACAUUGAGAGGGAAUUUAAUAAAUUUUCUCUGUAUGCUUAUGGCGAAGGCCAUGCGACUGAAAAAUUACGACGAAUGAAAUUUUCAGGUAUUCCUGUUCUAUUUAUUCCCGGCAAUGCCGGUUCACAUGAGCAAGUAAGAUCAAUAGCUUCCGUAAGCUUAAGAAUGAGCUUGAAACGAAGAACUCCAUUUCAUUUUGACUAUUUUACAAUAUCUUUUUCUAAAGGUCUAUCAGCUCUCUAUGGAGGUAUUUUAGAACAGCAAAAAUCAUUUACAAGACAUUGUAUUGACAAAAUAUUUACUCUCUAUGACCAUAAAGUCGACCAAGUCGUACUAAUUGGUCACUCAAUGGGCGGAAUAAUAGCCAAGUCUGUUUUACUCCAUGACAAAACAAAUUCUAGUCUAGCCAGUAUUCUCAUAACUCUCGCGAGUCCUCACACACCAAAUAUCGCAUUCGAUAAAACAUUUAUCGAUUUUUAUCACCGGAUAAAUAGCAGAGCAAAGCGCAUUAAAGAUAUGGGUACCAGUGUGGUGUCAAUCGGUGGAGGACCACGAGAUCUUCAAGUCACUUCAUCCCAAAUAAUUGAUCCGCUCGCUGAUCUCAAUGUUUUGACUACAGCAAUACCAAAUGUAUGGAGAUCCCAGGAUCAUUUGUCUAUUUUAUGGUGCAAGCAACUAAUUAUCGUAUUAGUUCGCGGUCUAUUUGAUUGCGUAGAUGCCACCGAUCGUGUUCCCAGAAUAACUUCAGACCCCGAUGUUAAAUCACGCGCAUUCAGUUAUCACUUGUCCAGUCGUUUCGCGGACAAACAUUUUGGUAAUUAUGAAAAAAUAACGAAUUUUGAGUCUGGUAAAUGGAUCGAAGUAACUUCUCCCCACUAUACUUAUACCAGUAACGAUAAUAGACAAUCUAAAGGACGACAGAGUAAUAAAAUAACUUAUUUAAUUAUUCCAAUUGAUCUUGAAUCAGCUUACAGUUAUAUCAGUUUUGAUGCCAUUAAUUUAGAAAUAUCAGACUGGAUUUUCGUAUGCUCAGCAUCAGUUGAAAAUUCAAAUAAAAAAUGUAAGUCAGGAUUAAAUCUUACAAAUUUAACAAGACUGUCACCGGAUUAUUUAUUUCAGCAGCGAAAAACAGUCGAUAUUAAAUUUGCCGACAUCAUUUCUUUAUCUGAAGUAACGCAUUUUGUUGUAAAGAUUUCAAAUGAUGCUGAAAAAAAUACACCAGUAGUUGUGCACAUCGAUAAGUAUUAUCAUGAAUCAAGAAACACGCACAUUGAUGCUACGGGUGUUUACUGGCUGCCUUCGCCAGUAAAAACGAUAUUUACUGGCUACAAAUACUCAGUAAUAAAUAUUGAACCCGGAAGCUUGCGGUAUCAUGUAGACGUCAGUGGUGUUGAUGACGGAGUUAGUUUUUUACUUGAAUCAAUCACUGAUGGAGAAAAUAAUAACAUGCCUGGAUAUGUGGUAAUCGAAAUGCAAGAGUCCUGCAAUUCAUCAAACUCCGUUAUCAUUCAGUUUUUUACGUUGACUGAAAAAAAUAUCGCCCGGUCUCAGAUACUCCGCAUGCAAACGAACGGCGACUAUAAGAAGCCAGACAGUACUGUCAAGAUUAUUUUAAGUUUUGACCCAAAAUUUUCAUACAAAAUUGUAGUACAGCGAGCAGGAUUGAUAGACAGGGCUGCUAAUUUUGCACGAGAUCGGUGGUUCCGACUUUAUCCAACGGCAAUAGGUUUAUUGCUACUGAUAAUUGCUACCAGAAUGGAUAAUACUAAACAUAAAGAACUUGUAACUAUUGGAUUUACUAGUAUUGUUGUCAUUUAUUCGGGAAUUUACUUUGAGAUUUUUAUAACAAUGGGAUUGUUAUUGGUGUUGUCUGUUGCUACGUGUUGCGCUGUUGUUUUUUCUGGCUCGAUGGUUCAUAAUGUGACAGCCAGAUUUUUAGCUAGAGCACUAGCUCGAUUUCCCGCCGCGUGGUAUAGCUGGUUACUGCGCCAGGGCUUAGACCACUUGCCUUUUAUUGCAAGUUUAAUUCUCUUCAUUAUAAUAUCAAGUAGUUGUGCAGCAGUGGCUAUGUUACUUUCAGUAGUAAUAUAUUUUUUAAAAUUAACAAGAAUGUACGAAGAUUACUUGGAAGAAUUAUUUAUGGCAUCGCUGCGGGCAUUUAUGCGUAAAUUUAAAAAACCAUCAGAUAAAAGUAAAGUUAAAGAUAAUAAAAGUGAUCCUAAAAAAAGUAAUGAUGUGGAUCCAACAACAAAUAUCAUUAAUCAUCUUUUACUAUUCAUGACUUGGUACCUCACGGCUAUAUCUGCGAUACCAACAACUCUUGUAUGGGCCAAAGACUUCAGUUACGAAACUCAUCUGGCGACAGAAGAUACUUCAAUGUUUAUCAGUUGGAUUGUUUUAACCGGAUGGGGCUCUCUAGGUCUUGUAAAAAUAUCACCACCUUCAUCUGGAGAUAAUAAAUUUCGUUUGAAAACGAUAGCGAUGUUUCAACGAAUCGUUGGUUGGAUAUUACUCUGGAUUGCACAAUCGAAAAAUAUCUCCGAUUAUCAAUGGAUGAUUCCUCCAAUCGUAGCUAUUUCUAUUACUCGUAUUGUAUUGACUCCUUUUUUUGUCAAAAGAACUCAGUCCUGA